Messenger RNA from Aethina tumida (small hive beetle), 1666 nucleotides. Its product is annotated as nematocyst expressed protein 3-like. The record is from RefSeq and is a predicted model, not a curated record. Gene Ontology annotation, molecular function: structural constituent of chitin-based larval cuticle. NCBI's taxonomy places the organism in Eukaryota, Metazoa, Arthropoda, Insecta, Coleoptera, Nitidulidae. The transcript has 3 exons. Bases 126 to 1163 code for a protein of 345 amino acids. Gene Ontology annotation, cellular component: chitin-based extracellular matrix.
GGCGGGCCCGGAGACAGAAAGACUCUGGGACCUUGCCCCUUCUUCGGCGACUCUUUGGGGCCACGAUAUAAAAGGUAAUUGUGGUCCCCCGCGCCAUUCCAGUGCAGUGCCUACAUCACGCAGACAUGUUGCCUUUCAGAUAUGUGGCAGUAUUCGCCUUUGUGGCAGUAAGUUUUGCUCAGGAUUUUUCUGACUAUGAACCAGCAUCACCAGUAAGACCUGCUCCAUCCAGAGUACAACCAGGAUAUUCCGGCCCUGCUGGACCGAAACCCACUCCAGUUCCAAUCUUAAAACAAAUUAACAGACACAAUGAGGAUGGUUCUUACACUUAUGGAUACGAAAGCGCUGACGGAUCUUUCAAAAUUGAAACCAAAUUGCCCAAUGGCGAGGUAAAGGGUAAAUACGGAUACGUAGAUGACACUGGAAAAGUUCGCGUGGUAGAGUAUGGAGCAACUAAAUAUGGUUUUGAACCAGCCGGUGAAGGUAUCACCGUUGCCCCACCAACCCUAGUCGACGAAACAACGAACAAAGAAGGAGCUCUUCUCCCAGAAUACUCCGGUGCUUACUACGACCAAGAUCAACAACAACCACAACCUCUGCCCUCUAGACCAGCUCCAAGACCAAGACCACAACCACAGCCAGCUUUCCAAUCAUAUUCUCCCCCACAACAGUUUGAACCAGCCCCCGCCCCAGUGCCACAGAGAGCUCAAGUAUCCGGCGCUUCCCUCUCAUCUUCACAAACAUUCGAUUUCGGUCCAGCUGCCCGUCCAGCUCCUGCAAGAUCUUUUGCGCCAGCUCCGUCCAGAAGCUUCGCACCAGCACCUUCGAGAAGCUUUGCCCCAGCUCCAUCGAGAAGUUUCGCACCAGCUCCUCCAAGACCCGCUGCUGUGUCUUAUGCUGAACCGGCCCCGAUCGAAGAAUAUGAACCAGCCCCAGCUCCAAGACCCCAACCCAAAAUCACUUACGCUCAACCAGCUCCAUUGGCGGCCAGACCGGCUCCCUCUUUUGCUCCCGCUCCAAGGCCUGCCCCACAAUUUGCACCAAGACCAUCGCCAUCAGGUCCAGUAGGACGCGGCGGAAUUUUAGAUCAAUUGUCCAAAGACUAUGCUUUGCCUUCAGAUGGCGCCGCUCCCUUACAUGAUAUUAGCUUCGGUUACUAUUAAAACUAGGAUAUUUAUUUAAAAAGUUAGUUUGAAUUUGCCUUAAAUUAUUUAAUCUUAUUUUCAUAAUUGUUUUCUUUUGUGUCCUAUAAUUUAAUGCAAAUUCGAUAUGAUUUGUACUUUUCAUAAAACUAGUCCUGUCUUAAACAUUCAGGAAUAGGUCAUCAAUAGUUAUCUUAAUGAUAGGUAUUGACCAUUAAUUUAAGGGAAUAUUUAAUAUCUAGACAGACAUUCCUUUGAAUUAAUCACUCAAAGCGUGUUAUAAAUACCUCUUGGGAUAUUCCAAGAAUUAAGCCGACUGUAAAUACUUUCUACUGUAGCCAAUAUGUAUGUAAGCAAAUAAUUUUAUUGUUUAGUGAAUAAGAUUGAAAUAUUGUGAUAAAACCUCACACGUUUUAAAAUAUUAAAACCAACAGGGCUGCAUAUUAGUUUGUAAACAAUUUUGUCAAUAAACACUAAUGUGAAUUUAUAAAAUCUAAAUUCAAAUAAAUUAAAUAAUCAUUGUA